This is a messenger RNA of Lagenorhynchus albirostris (white-beaked dolphin), 1338 nucleotides long. RefSeq names its product coiled-coil domain containing 148 (gene CCDC148). The transcript has 10 exons. NCBI's taxonomy places the organism in Eukaryota, Metazoa, Chordata, Mammalia, Artiodactyla, Delphinidae. The record is from RefSeq and is a predicted model, not a curated record.
AUGAAGAGAACAUUGGAAAUGAAUGUCUUUCUGACCUUAUGAAUUUCGGUUGACUUCGUGAAGAAACAAUUGAAAGCCGUCUAUGAAAGACUUAGGCUAGAGCAACAGAAAAUAGAAAAUUAUCUUUCAGACUGGAGUUUGAAAACACUUGAUCAUUCUUCAGAAGAAAGAAGUAACCUGCUUAGUGAAAUGCCCGUGGAAUUAGAAACUUUGGAAUGUCCAUACCCUGACUUGAAGUUUUCAAUCCUUAAUGAAUUCUGUAACUUUACAGAGAAAUAUCAAAAGAAACUUCAAGAUUUUGAUAUGCAGUUAGAAGAUAUAUACAGAAACUUCCAAUUAAGUGAUGAAGACCACUGGUUUUACCAGGCUCUUGUGGAUCAGUAUCCUGGGGAUCUCAGUGGCAGAAGGACUCUGUAUCUGGACAUGUUACAGAGACAUUUUCCUCACAAAUCGAGGCAUGAUUUGGUCGAACAUGAAAAAUAUUGUGACCAAUAUCGCUUUGCUAAGGAGCAGCGAAAGAUCCUGAUAGCAAGUUGGAGUAAGAAUAGGAGAGACUUUAUACAGAAGGCUGUGCUGACAGUGGUCGAGGCCUGUGCAACUCAUGAAAUGGAAAACAUGUUGGUUAAGGAUAGGAAAAAGCAACAGGAAGUGUGUGCUGAUCUGAAAGCCAAGGUUCUUCAGUGGCGAGCCCACCAGGAAGAGGUAGCAAGACUGGAAAUGGAAAUUUCUGCCAGAAGGAGAGAAAAGGAAGAGGAGAAAGAGAAACAGUGGAAGAAGAAGGAAUUGUUACAAAGAGAAGAGAAGAAAAAAAAAAUAAGAAAAUACUGGGCUAAAAGAGAGCAGAAAUGGCAAGAAAUGGAAAUGAGAGAUCUUCAGCGUCUGGAAGAACUGAAGAAAUUAAUGGCUGAACAGUCAGUAAAAGACAGAGAAAGGGUUAAAUAUAGACGAGAAUUAUUGGAAAAGCGUUUGAUGGAGAAAAAAGAAGUGACCCUUCAAGAAGCACUUGAAGAAGCAGAGAGAGAGAAGCGAAUAGAAGCCCUGAGGAAACAGGUUGCUAUUGUCGCUCAAUUUGAUCCUGUUAGAAUGAUGUCAGACACAAUGGCAUCAAAAGCGAGGAUGGGUAUUGGAAUCGAAGAAGAAUUUAUUCUUCAAAAGCCACUCUUCACAUUGAAUACAUAUAAUGAACAGCAGAUAAUUUCUGACCCUAGACUUCGUUUUGAGUUAGCACUUCGAGAAGCUGGACUUCAUAAAACAUUUUAUGCCAAGGAGAUAUUACCAAAAAUCGGUCCUCAAAAACCUCCAAGAAAGGAUACAGAGUCUACUGUAUUCAAAAUCUAG